This is a messenger RNA of Condylura cristata (star-nosed mole), 832 nucleotides long. RefSeq names its product GS homeobox 1 (gene GSX1). The coding region runs from base 41 to 832 and encodes 263 amino acids. Gene Ontology annotation, cellular component: nucleus. Gene Ontology annotation, molecular function: DNA-binding transcription factor activity, RNA polymerase II-specific; sequence-specific double-stranded DNA binding. NCBI's taxonomy places the organism in Eukaryota, Metazoa, Chordata, Mammalia, Eulipotyphla, Talpidae. Gene Ontology annotation, biological process: regulation of DNA-templated transcription. The record is from RefSeq and is a predicted model, not a curated record. The transcript has 2 exons.
AAGGAGCGGGCUGGCGGUGGGGCGACCGCGCGCCGGGGCCAUGCCGCGCUCCUUCCUGGUGGAUUCACUUGUGCUGCGCGAGGCAGGCGAAAAGAAAGCGCCCGAUGGCAGCCCGCCGCAGCUCUUUCCCUAUGCAGUGCCUCCGCCGCACGCACUGCACGGCCUCUCGCCUGGCGCCUGCCACGCGCGCAAGGCCGGGCUGCUGUGCGUGUGCCCGCUGUGCGUCACCGCCUCGCAGCUGCACGGGCCCCCCGGGCCGCCCGCGUUGCCUCUGCUCAAGGCAUCCUUCCCGCCCUUCGGCUCGCAGUACUGCCACGCACCCCUGGGCCGCCAGCACUCGGCCGUGUCUCCCGGGGUUGCUCACGGCCCAGCCGCUGCAGCUGCUGCCGCCGCCCUCUACCAGACCUCCUAUCCGCUGCCCGACCCCAGGCAGUUCCACUGCAUCUCUGUGGACAGCAGCUCGAACCAGCUGCCCAGCAGCAAGAGGAUGCGCACCGCGUUCACCAGCACGCAACUGUUAGAGCUGGAGCGUGAGUUUGCCUCUAACAUGUACCUGUCCCGACUACGCCGCAUCGAGAUCGCGACCUACCUGAAUCUGUCAGAGAAGCAGGUUAAGAUCUGGUUCCAGAACCGCCGGGUGAAACACAAGAAGGAGGGCAAAGGUAGUAACCACCGCGGCGGCGGCGGGAGCGCAAACGCGGGCACGGGAGCACCGCAAGGCUGCAAGUGCGCGUCGCUCUCCUCUGCCAAGUGCUCCGAGGACGACGACGAAUUGCCCAUGUCUCCGUCGUCAUCUGGAAAGGACGACCGGGAUCUCACCGUCACUCCCUAA